Molecule: messenger RNA, 24261 nt
Organism: Pseudovirgaria hyperparasitica
Lineage: Eukaryota; Fungi; Ascomycota; Dothideomycetes; Acrospermales; Acrospermaceae
Product: nonribosomal peptide synthase
Exons: 9
Coding region: 119-23827 (7902 amino acids)
Molecular function (GO): catalytic activity; phosphopantetheine binding
Source: RefSeq, a predicted model, not a curated record
UUAUUGCUCUCUCGUUACGUCGCAUUGAACUUCCGUGACCCAUCACUUCCACUCAUUCGCCUAUCACCGACAUUCGAGCAACUACCCUACUCACGGAAACAUACCCAGUACGAACGUUAUGGCACGUCGAUCGAGUUCGAGCCGCUCAAGCGCUCAAUUGUUCUGGAAACAUUACCUCUCCGGCGCGGAUUCAUGUCAUUUCCCUCGCUUCGAGGGCGAGACGGAUGGCGCGAACCUCCCUCUGCUCAUUAACUUAGCCUCAAGUACCACGAAUGAGUUGCUCCAUAUGGCAGCAAGAGACGUUGAUAUGAUGUCGAGCGCUCUACGUGUUACCUGGGCGCUUUUGUUAAGACUCUAUACUGGUAUGGACGACGUUUGUUUUGGAUUCUUGGAAACUCGAAGACAAAGCAACAGUACCGAUUCAAAUUCACCAAUGCCCAUAAUGCGAAUGCGUCUGCGUGGCUCCGAUACAUUAUCACAGACUUUGGAAUCCUCAAAAGAGGCUUUCCUGAAGUGGCGCCCGUAUCAGAGUCAUAGUCUAGACGAUUCGAGCUUUCUGGCACAAGAAGAUAUCCAAAGAUUAUUUAAUUCAGAGCUGGUGAUUCGACACUAUGGACCUUCUGGGACAGCUCGCGAAAUCGAGAAGUUGACCACCACGCUUGCUGGCGUAUCCGAAAACCAUGUCAGACUCAACGUGAAAUAUCUCAGUGGAGGACUGAGUAUAUUUCUCGAAUGGUGGAGUGCUGGUAUGACUUCAAAGCAAGCUAAGAGCAUCGCAGAGACCUUCGAAAGAAUUCUCCGUGCUGUCCUUACACAACCAGAUACGACCACGGAUAGCCUGGACUGUUUGAGUCAGUUCGACAUGAAUCAGUUCCUUGUUUGGAACAGUAUUUCCAUGGAGCCCUCAAGUGAGAUGAUCCACGAGCUCAUCAGGCGGAGAUCAAUAUCAACCCCAAACAAACAGGCAAUAUGCGCCUGGGAUGGCUCAUAUUCCUAUCAAGAAUUGGAUCACAUUUCAUCCAAGCUUGCCGCACUCCUGAUGUCGCAUGGUGUUGGCCCUGAAAGUCAUGUUGCCCUCGUCUUCGACAAGACGGCGUGGAAUGUUAUUGCUAUGCUAGCGGUGUUGAAAGCUGGAGGCUCGUUUGUUCCACUCGACCCUGCGUAUCCAAUCCCUCGUUUGCAAACACUGGUUCGCAAGGUCAAAUCUCGGGUCUUACUUUGUUCGCAAAGACUGGCUGAAAAGCUGGUAUCUACGGCAGCAGUCGUCAUUCCCAUUGAUGAACGCAAUGCCGAACAUAUUCUAAGUCCUUUCUCGUCUGGUCCGAGCCCCAUCGCAAUCUCGGUCACACCCUCGAACGCAGCAUACAUAAUCUUCACCUCCGGAUCGACUGGUCAACCGAAGCCUACUGUUAUCGAGCAUCGCGCAUUCGUUGCCAGCGCGAAACUCCACGGCCCGGCCAUGCUUAUGACUGACCAGUCACGUGUCUUACAAUUUGCCGCGCAUACUUUCGAUGCAAGUCUUGUCGAAAUUCUCACGACUCUUCUUGUAGGUGGCUGUAUUUGUAUACCGAGCGAUGAUGACCGAUUGAACCACAUCUCAAAGUCGAUGCUCGACAUGAAUGUGAAUUGGGCAGUAUUGACUCCAUCUUUCAUCAACUUCUUGGCACCGUCUGAUGUACCUGGACUGAAGACACUAGUGUUAGCCGGAGAAGCGAUGUCGCCGAACCAUGUUGAGAUAUGGUCUGGGGUUAAUCUAGUCAACGGGUACGGACCUUCAGAGGCUUCUGUAGCUUCUGUCGUAAAUUCGCACGUUGACCGGAAUACUCGUCCUAACAAUAUUGGUCAUCCUGUUGGUGUAAAGUGCUGGGUCGUGGAUUCCGAGAACCAUGACUUGCUGCUUCCAAUUGGCUGUGUGGGCGAACUUCUUAUCGAGGGUCCAACUUUGGCCCGUGAAUAUUUUGAUGACGACGAGAAGACAUCUCGUGCUUUCAUUACGAACCCCGUCUGGUCGUCGUCAGGCUUCGACCGGAGGUUUUAUAAAACUGGCGAUCUUGUACGAUGGGAUAUAAAAGAUGGCUCUUUGUCCUUUUUGGGCCGGAAAGACAACCAAGUCAAGGUGCAUGGACAGCGAGUCGAACUUGGAGAAAUAGAAUAUCACUUGUCUGCUGAUCCAGCUGUUGAGGCCGCAACAGUGUUCUUUCCAAAAGUUGGCCAUUGUACAGGUCGUCUAGUAUCCAUAUUGACACUGAAGGCAUAUGCUACACUGAUCAAGCAAGGUGAAGAGCCACUAAAACUCUUCGAUCCCCCAGAUCAGCAGUCUACCAACAACAUCACCGCGGAAAUUCGGCAACGCAUUGCAGAAAUACUACCAUCUCAUAUGACGCCCACGCUGUGGCUAGCCGUUAGUUCCCUACCUUUCCUUCCAUCGGGUAAACUGGAUCGCAAGCACAUUGCCACAUGGAUUGACCAUAUGACCGAUGAUAUAUGGUCUCAAAUCAUGUCACCAAGCGAAGGUGAACUAUCCGAUCAGGAUCAUACGUUGUCACAGACAGAGGCCGAUGUUAGAGACGUCUGGAGCCGCGUACUCAACAUCAAACCUGAACAGAUCGGAUGUCAGCGCUCCUUCCUGAGCUUAGGUGGUGAUUCGAUCACUGCAAUGCAAGCCGUUUCAAACUUCCAAAAGAAAGACUUCAAGAUUACUGUGCAAGAGGUCCUUAAAGCGAAAUCUAUUGUUGAAUUAGCCAAGUUAGUGCGCUCAUCCGAAACCCAAAUCGAGUACAGUGAGGAAAUGGAGCUUGACUUCGCAUUAUCUCCGAUACAACAGAUGUUCUUCGCCCUUCCUGGUCAGGGGCGAAGUCAUUUCAAUCAAAGCUUCUUCCUGCGCCUGACACGCCAGAAACCGGCCCAACAAAUCAGGACCGCUGUACAAACGAUUGUCAAGCGACACUCCAUGCUCCGCGCACGGUUCAGUCACAAUCCCUUCGGGGGAGGGUGGCAGCAGCGAGUGACAGACAAUAUCCAUGGGUCGUACAGGUUCCGUGUCCACAAUAUCUUGACUCAAGAUGACGCGACACCGUACAACGCGGACGCACAACGCGCUUUAGAUCCAAUGAAUGGUCCAAUUUUUGCAGCUGAAUUAUUCCAGGCUGCCCCUGGGGAGGGCCAGUAUCUAUUCUUGGUUGGACAUCAUCUUGUGAUCGAUCUUGUAUCGUGGCGGGUGAUCUUGGAGGAGCUCGAAGAUAUCCUUACCGGUGCUGGUGGCAAUUCAGACCCGAAAUCGACCAUCCCUUUCCAAACAUGGUGCAAUCUCCAAGUUCAGCACUGUAAAGAUCUGCUGCCUGAAGAAGUCUUGCCUCCAGCGGACAUCCCCCAGGGUAACCUUUCAUACUGGGCAAUGGAAAACCAGCCGAAUACUUAUGGUGGAGCGGUCUGCGAAGGCUUCGAGAUUGAAUCUACCAUCACUUCUCAACUGCUCACGUCAUGCCAUGAUGCUAUGCGCACUGAUGUCAUGGACAUACUUGCUUCAGCACUUCUGCAUUCAUUCAAAGACGUCUUCAACGAUAGAGAUGCACCAGCUUUGUAUGUUGAAGGCCACGGUCGUGAGCCCUGGAAUACGUCUAUCGACCUCAGUAGAACAGUCGGCUGGUUCACAACCAUGUAUCCCAUUCACGUUUCACCGGAACAAGAAGCUGUAGAUACGAUACGCGCUGUAAAAGAUUUUCGCAGGCGCGUACCUGCCAACGGCAGACCUUAUUUCGCAAGUCGUGUCCUUAGCUCGAAAGGUCGCAAUGCCUUCAGUCAUCACUGGCCGUUGGAAGUGACCUUCAAUUACCUGGGCCAAUAUCAACAGUUGGAACGGGAAGAUUCGCUGCUCAAACCCGCGGCAGAAAUGUCUGGCGAAGCUCGUUCUGCCGGGGGAAGUGCUGAUUACGGCGACGCUACCCCAAGAUUUGGCCUGUUCGAAAUAUCGGCGGUAGUAGUUGCCGGUAAACUUCGCUUCUCAUUUACAUUCAAUCGAAGCGUUCAACAUCAAAGUCUCAUCCGCCACUGGAUCUCUCGAUGUCGAGACGUUUUGAUUGAGAUUGCAACUCGACUAUCUACCAUGUCACCAGAGCUUACACUUGCCGAUUUCCCUCGCUUACAGAUGUCAUAUGGCCAUCUCAGAGCAUUGGCCCGACAGACGCUACCUUCACUAGGGAUCCAUGAUAUACGUGAAAUUGAAGACAUUUACCCGUGCUCUGCCAUCCAAGAAGGUCUGCUACUCAGCCAGAGCAAGAGUCCGGAUUUUUAUGCCGUUCAAGUGAUUUAUGAGGUGUCGCGUAAAAGUGGACUAGAUCUGACAUCGAGUGAAAUCGCGGCGGCCUGGCGACAAGUCGUCACUCGACACGCUAUGCUUCGGACAAUUUUCGUUGAGAACGUCGGUUCAGGCAACGAUAUGUACAAUCAGAUUGUCCUCAGCCGCUAUACGGGCAACAUUAUUACUUCGCAUUUCGUCGAUGAUCGAGAAUGCCUCGAAGCGUUAAACCAGAAGAUACCCAGUGCAUACGACAAUGGCACCAUACCUCCUCAUCGACUAACAAUUAGUUCUACGUCUAUCGGCAGAGUCUUUUGCAAGCUCGAAAUCGGCCAUCAGAUUAUGGAUGGGGCAUCAAUGUCUGUGAUCUUCCGAGACCUCGCGAUGGCAAUCGAAGGCCAGCAUCAAAAUCCAGCACCGCUUUUCAGUGAUUAUAUCGAGUUUGUUGCCAAUCAGCCCAAGGAGAGUGGAAUAGAAUAUUGGAAAAGUUACUUGAGUGAUGCGGAACCUAGUCUGUUCCCAGUCCUGCAUGACGGCCACUACAAAGAACGUCGAUUGGGCUCUCUUCGAAUCAACUUCGCCGAGCUUGCAAAGUUACAGAAGUCAUGCGAACAAUCUGGAAUUACCCUGUCCAAUGCUAUCCAUACGGCGUGGGCACUUACUCUCAAAUGUUACACCGGCCAAAAUGAUGUCUGCUUUGGAUACCUGGUGUCAGGCCGAGAUGCUCCCAUUGAUGGGAUCGAUGAUGCUGUCGGCCCUAUGAUCAACACCCUUGUUUGUCGAGUGCGCAUGGAGCCGGAAGACCGCCUCAGGGAUACCCUUGAUAAAGUUCAGGAGGACUAUGUCGCCAGUCUACCGUUCAAGUACUCUCCACUGGCAGAGAUCCAACAUGCUCUCAGCCUGUCGGGGACGUCACUGUUCAAUACCGCUCUUUCGUAUAGACGUCUACCCAAGAGUGCGAAACCUACCGAGCGCACAGUAUCUUUCAUAGAGGCCUCGCCAAUAUACGAUCCUACAGAGUACAAUGUGUCACUCAACAUUGAGGUUUCUGACCAGGACGUUUUUAUAGACCUCGACCAUUGGACGGAUGUCUUAUCCACCGGGCAAGCUGAUCAUGUCGCCAGCCUGUUCGUCAAUUCGCUACGUAAUAUAACUUUCCACUCAAACAGUAAGCUAGCGGACCUUCAACAUUUCACAGAUCUGAGCCGCGAAAAGGUCAUGUCUUGGAAUCAUCAGAUGCCUGCCUCGUCGGCUCUCUGCGUGCAUGAAAUUUUCUCUCAGCAAGCUGCUCGACGACCAGAAGCCUCUGCAGUCUGUGGCUGGGACGCAAACUUCACUUAUGAGGAGCUGGAUGAUCUAUCUGAUAGACUUGGUCACUAUCUGAAGAAACUUGGGGUCAUCCCUGAGACCCUGGUUCCACUUUGCUUCGAAAAGAGUGCAUUUACGAUUGUCGCUAUGCUUGGAGUUUUGAAGGCCGGUGGUGGUUUUGUGCCGCUGGACGCAACUCAUCCGAAGCAUGCCUUGGAAGUCCGCAUCCGCGAUGCCGGUGCCAAAAUUGUCCUCACUUCGGAUGCUCGCUCCGAGAUGCUUGAGGAUAUCGUUCCUCUUGUCAUACCAAUCAACUCUUCUCUUCUAGAGCAGUUACCAAGUCCCAUCGACAGAUUAGAGUCUCGUGUCAAGCCAGACAAUAUUGCCGUGGUGAUUUACACAUCUGGCUCUACGGGGAAACCUAAGGGUGUUAUGUUGACCCACGACGGUUUAGCUACUAGCGGUGCCGCGCACGGUCCAGCUAUGAACAUCAGCUCGACUACUAGAGCCCUGCAAUUUGCUGCAUACACUUUCGACAAUACUCUCGAGGAAAUUCUUACUACGCUUAUGCUUGGCGGUUGCGUCUGCGUACCCACAGAUCACGAUCGGCUCAAUGACCUGGCUGGAGUGAUUCAACGAUUUCAGGUCAAUUGGACAGACCUCACUCCUACAGUUGCUAGUUUCCUCAAUCCCAGAGAUGUACCGACAUUACGCAACCUCGGACUCGGAGGUGAAGCAGUGACGAAGGCUGUGCUUGACCUGUGGAGGGAUGCCCCGGUGCAAAUUCAUUGUGUUUAUGGCCCCUCGGAAUGCUCAAUCAAUUCAUCCUGGAAUGGCGAAGUCGCCUUCGCUGGCGAGGUGACCAAUAUCGGUCAUGGUAUAGGCUGUCUUCUAUGGAUAGUCGAUCCAGAGGAUCACAAUAGACUAUUGCCUAUUGGUUGCAGUGGUGAACUCAUCGUCGAUGGCCCAAUUGUUGGUAGGGGUUACCUCAACGACCCAGAAAAGACAGCUGCAGCUUUCAUCGAACCGCCGCCGUGGGCAAUGUCCUCGGGGACAAGGUUUCGUAGGCUGUACAAAACAGGAGAUCUUUGCAGGUACAAUUCAGACUCGUCAAUCACGUAUCUCGGACGUAAGGAUACGCAGGUCAAGCUCAAUGGCCAGAGACUAGAGCUUGCAGAUAUUGAGCACUACAUUCAGAGUAGCAGUAUGUCCGACAUGCAGUCCGCUGUUGAGCUGGUGAUCACUAGUGGUAGAAAGCAACUGGCGGCCUUCAUUUCUGUCACAGGCGAUGGAUCUGUGCCUAAUUCUAGCGAAGCAGACUUUCUGCUGGAAAUGUCUCACGAAUUUAGUACCACAGCCACUGACCUUCAGCAACGACUUGCAGGCCUGCUUCCAUCGUUCAUGGUUCCCACAAUGUAUCUACCUGUGUCAAGGAUGCCCCUAACCUCCUCGGGGAAGCUUGAUAGAAAACGACUGCGGCAGCUCCCACAAUCAUUUUCAGAAGCACAAGUUGCGACAUACAGACUUGCGGGCAAGAGUGGAAGGGCACCUGAGUCAGAUGUUGAAAUAUGCCUUCAACUUCUGUGGAGCAAUAUCCUUGGAAUAGACUCCUCGUCAAUAGGUGUGGAUGACAGUUUUUUUCGGAAAGGCGGUGACUCAAUUGGAGCCAUGAAACUUGUCAACGCUACACGAGCCAAGGGGCUGGUGCUGUCUAUUGCCACGAUUUUUCAGAAGCCAAAAUUGGUCGACAUGGCGCAAGAAAUGAGAUGCACCGAAUCAACCGAAUCUGACCCUGAGCAAGGAUUCGAUGUUGAGCCGUUCUCUUUACUAAGUAGAAACAUCGACCUUGACGAAAUAUUGUCUGAGGUCACUGCGGAAUGUGGCAUAAGCUCAGAUGCCGUGGAAGAUAUCUAUCCUUGCACCCAGCUACAAGAAGGACUGAUAGCAUUAUCUAUGAAGCAGCCAGGCGCAUAUGUUGCACAGAAUACGUAUCGACUCCCGUCGAACAUUGAUAUCCCUCGCUUUAAGGCUGCAUGGGAUGCCGUGGUUGAGACAGAAGUUGUACUUCGUACCAGAAUCGUUUUUACCAAGCACCACGGGUUCCUUCAAGUUAUAAUCAGACAGCCCGUGUUUUGGUAUGCGGGAAUGGACCUUCUGGAGAUCACAGAAGAAGACCGGAUCCUUCCCCCACACAACGGCGGUGAGCUAAUGCGUUUUGCAAUCUUAGGAGAAGGUACCAAUAGCUGCUACUUUUCGUGGACACUACACCACGCUACAUAUGAUGGCUGGUGUAUACCUACAAUCCUUGAUCGCGUCGGUGACUACUACCGCCAUUCAAGGCUUCCUAGUACACGAGCUAUGUCUUCUUACCCGAGGUUCAUCAAGUAUUUGGCCGCUAUCGAUCACGAGGCUGAGUAUGAAUUCUGGAGGGCUCGACUCGCCGAACCGAAUGCGCAACCAUUUCCUGCGCUACCUAAUCCCACAUAUCAGAUACAGGCGAAGAGCCACAUUAGACAUGCCGCUGUCACAUCACGGGUCUCUGGGUCUGAGAUCACCAUGGCGUCCACCAUUAGAGCCGCUUGGGCCUUGACUCUGUCUGUAUAUUCUGGUUCCGAUGAUGUGAUCUUCGGCGAAACGCUGACCGGGCGAGACUCACACGUCCUUGGAAUUGAAGAUAUGGUAGGACCCACACUGGCGACGGUGCCUACUCGAGUCUGCGUCAAACGGGAUACUACAGUAAACGAGUACCUCCAAGAAGUUCAAGCUCGAUCCGUUGAAGCAAUUGCCUUUCAACACACCGGUCUUCAAAACAUAAAACGUCUUGAUCAGGACUGCGCCACUUCGUGUCAGUUCCAGAACUUGAUCGCUAUAAAUCAGGGCGCGGAUGAUGCGACAGAUGACCUCUGGAACCUACAAAGCAGCGACACCAUUGGAACUAGUUUUUUCACUUACCCCUUGAUGGUCCAAUGCACGGUAAGUGCAGCAGAAGUGGUAAUAGAAGCUGACUACGACCAACAGAUACUCCCAGAAACCCAAGCUGAGAGGCUUCUUCACCAGUUUGCAUUCAUGAUUGAAAGUUUGAACAGCCGAGAUGCUUCCUCGAUCGGGCGAAAAGUUGGCGAUAUCGAAAUGAUGAGCACGUUGGACCGAGAGACUGUCAAAGAGUGGAAUGGACAUCUCCUUAGGACCAACAGCAGCUGUAUCCAUGAUAUGAUUCACGAGAUGAACCGGUCUCGGCCCUCCAGACCUGCCGUCGCCGGAUGGGAUGGCGACCUUACUUACUCACAGUUAGACGUACAAGCAAGCCUUGUGGCCCACUACCUCGCCACAGAAGGCGUUUCGACGGGCUCGAUGGUGCCUUUUCUUUUUGAGAAAUCAACCUGGGCCAUUGUGGCGAUGCUCGGGAUACUGAAAGCCGGAGCUGCCUUCGUUCCACUUGAUCCAAAUCAUCCAGUCACGCGACUUAAAGAGAUUCUUGCAGACAUAGAGUCCCAGCUGGUUGUUACCUCUUCCAAACAAAGCCCACUUGCAGCACAAAUAGCUCCGAAAAUCCUUGUGCUAGACCAAACGAUCAUAUCCCGAUUGCAACCAAGCCUUACGCCACUUCCGAACCCAGCAGCAGACACAGCUGCAUAUGUUCUUUUCACAUCUGGCACGACUGGUCGCCCCAAAGGAACGAUCAUCCAGCACAUGGCAUUAUCGACUUGCGUUGUGGCUCAAGCAAAAUCACUUCGCAUCAAUGCCGACACGCGGGCACUACAAUUCGCAUCCUUUACUUUCGAUGCCUGCAUCAUAGAAAUCAUAACUACAUUGUAUGCCGGUGGCUGUGUAUGUGUUCCUAGUGAUGAACAGCGCUUAAAUGAUGUCGCUGCCUUCAUCAAUAACACGCGAGCGAAUUGGACACUCCUGACGCCUACAUUCAUUCAACUACUCAACCCGUCCGAAGUUCCCACUCUACGCACGAUCGUUCUUGGCGGAGAAGCGGCAUCGCAACACAACAUCGCCGUUUGGUCAGACAAAGUUCAAUUGCUGAACGCGUACGGUCCCACAGAGGCUGCAGUCGUUGCAACCGUUCACCACUACAGUGCUGGUAAUUCUGAAGCAGCUACCAUAGGGAAGGCGAUUGCUGGGCGAACAUGGCUGGUCGAUCCUCACAAUUCCGACCGAUUAGCGCCAAUUGGGUCAGUCGGGGAGCUUCUGCUCGAAGGCACACUUGCUAAAGGCUACCUGAAAAACCCGGAGAAGACUGAUGAGUCCUUCCUUGGACUGCCACGCUGGGCAAAGAGUGGAUCUUUUCUGUUCCAAAAGUCAGCAGCCCACAGAUUCUAUCGCACAGGCGACCUAGUGAAGUAUGAUUCCUACGGCUCUCUCGUUUACGUUGGUCGAAAGGAUGAACAAGUGAAACUCCAUGGACAACGGAUGGAACUCGGUGAGGUUGAACAUCAUCUCAAAACGGAUCAAAUGAUUCAACACGCGUUGGUCGCCAUACCCGCCAAAGGUCCGUGUUCCAAGCGCCUGGUGGCCGUUUUGUCUUUGCAAGAGCUGUCUGGGCCUACGCGCAGCGGUAAUGAUUUCGAUCUUGUCAACCCUGAAAUCUCAGGAUACACUCUAUCGAAUGUCAGAGAUCGACUCACGGAGCGUCUCCCUGCCUAUAUGAUACCAUCCAAAUGGGUCGUCUUCCGAGAACUGCCGUUCUUAGCCUCCAGCAAACUUGAUCGCAAACGUAUUGUCCAGUGGCUGGAGGGUAUGAGCGAAGAAGUGUAUCAUAUGAUCAGUGCCAUUGACUCCGGGGUCUCUUCGCGAAGACAGCCUUCUAACGACCGCGAACGAAAGCUCCAAGCGAUACUCGGGAAGGAGCUGAAUCUCCCCGCCGAAGAAGUAAGCCUCAACUUAUCUUUCAUUCACCUAGGUGGAGACAGCAUUUCCGCUAUGCAAGUCAUGUCGCGUUGCCGUGCAGAGGGCUACGGGAUCACCGUACAAGAUAUCAUUCGCUGCAAGUCAAUCAGUCAAUUGGCUGCGCGGAUCAGCGUUCCAAAACACGUUGUUUACACAGACGAACCCAUCAACCAGAGCUUCACACUAUCGCCAAUCCAGCAACUGUACUUCCACUGCGUAGGGGAAUGCUCUGAGCCAUUCAAUCAGAGCGUACUUCUCCGCUUAGUGAAGCGCUACGAUGAUACUACACUCAGGUCCGCGGUGGAGACCAUUGUAGGUUCACACCACAUGUUGCGUGCUCGAUUUUUCAAAGACACCAGCAAUACCUGGAUGCAACGUGUAACAGAUGAUAUUCAAGGAUCUUAUUCUUUCCGAUCGCAUUGUCAUCAGGAGUUUGAUUCCAAAGUCAUGACUCAGCAGGUGCAGGAGACUCAGCAGAGCCUAAACAUCGUUAAUGGACCUCUCUUUGGGGUUGAUGCAUUUUCAUUGUCCACUGAUGGACAUGUGUAUCUGUCGUUGGUCGCACACCAUCUUGUCGUCGAUAUCGUGUCCUGGCGGGUUAUCAUGCAAGAUUUCGAGGACAUUCUUUGCUCCGGAACCAUCAGCUCACACCAGUCGCUGCCAUUCCAGACGUGGUGCAGGCUUCAACGGGAGGAAUGCCAGAAGACUAGUCCGAGUGCUCUUCUGCCUUUCUCCGAAGUCCCCGUUGCUGACCUUGCCUACUGGGGUAUGGAAGACAAAGUUAACGUUCAGGGGGAUGCGGCCACAGACGUAUUCACGCUGGAUAUGUCCAGAACACUAAACCUGUUGGGGAAGAGCAAUGACAUCUUGAACACAGAACCCGUAGAUCUGUUUCUCGCUGCUGUUGCUUACUCAUUCAAUAAAACAUUCUCUGACCGGCCUCGCAUUCCAGCCAUCUUCAACGAAGGUCACGGAAGGGAACCAUGGGACCCUAACCUAGACUUAUCGCAUACAGUUGGAUGGUUCACUACAAUGGCGCCGAUUAGUCUUCCCACCGAAGCUGAUGGAGACUUCUACAAGAUUGCGCGAUGGAUCAAAGAUCUACGGUCGCGCAUACCCGGAAAGGGCCGCCCAUACUUUGCGAGUAGACUUCUCACCGAGGAAGGAACUGAACACUUCGCGAGUCACUGGCCUAUGGAAAUUAUGUUCAACUAUCUCGGUCAGCUCCAGCAGCUCGAGAGAAAAGACGCUGUAUUACAGGCUGUCACGGGAUCGACCAGCUUCCCAGAAAUGUCAGUUUCGGAUAUCGGAACGUCCGUUCCUAGGUUUGCUUUGUUCGAGAUAUCCGUUGCUGUGGCCCAAGAUGGCCUCACGUUCUCCCUCACUUAUAACAGACAAAUGUCCCGACAAGACGCUAUACGCAAAUGGGUACAAGAAUGUAGGACGUCUCUCGAAUAUGCUGCAGAUCAACUUAGCACUACGCAGCUGCAACUGUCUCUGACCGAUUUCCCAUUGCUACCACUAGCAUACAACGGAAUUGAAGAAAUCCAGCGAUCUCUUCCUAAGGCUGGCGCAGAAUCUUUCAAUGAUGUCGAAGACAUUUAUCCAUGUUCCCCAAUGCAGGAGGGCCUUCUGCUUAGUCAACUGAAAAAUCCGCAACACUAUGCCUUCUCCUGCAUUUUCGAGGCCCGAGUAGGUCAUGUUGGCACCCCAGACGCCAGGAGACUUGCUGAAGCAUGGCAAAUGGUCGUCAAUCGACACGCCGUACUGAGGACUGCCUUUAUCGAUAGUUCGUGCAAAAAAGGCGCCAUGGAUCAAGUAGUUCUAAGGAGCUCAACUGCGAAGAUCUCGUGGCUGCAGAGCGGCGAGACCGAUGCCCUCCAAACGUUACAGGGUCAACAUUCGAUCAAUUGCCGAGAAACUCAGCCACCGCAUCGUUUUACAUUAUGCAUCGCUCCGCAAGGUAAAGUGUACUGCAAACUAGAGAUGAGCCACGCGAUCUGUGAUGGCACUUCGAUCCCCAUAAUUCUCAACGACCUUGUCGCCGCUUAUUCGGGCCAUCUGUGGACUGAGCCUCCUACGUUAUUCAGCGAUUAUAUCCAUUAUCUACAAGCCUCCUCGCACGACGCUGACAUUGAUUACUGGAAGACAUACCUAGUGGAUAUCGAGCCCUGCUACUUUCCUUCACUCAAUGAGACAUCGAAAGUCACCAACACCGUUCGGUCUUUUGACAGCCAGAUACCACGCGUUCGAGCUCUCAUGGCCUUCUGUACAAAACACGGCAUUACGCUUUCCAACACGUUGCAGCUUAUUUGGGCACUCAUCAUCAAAUGCUACACUGGAAACUCAGACGUCUGUUUCGGCUACGUUGCCUCUGGUCGCGAUAUUCCUGUAGAAGGUAUACAUUCUGCUGUCGGAGCAUUCAUAAACAUGCUGAUCUGCAAAAUCAACCUGUCGGAUGAGAUUAAGAUUGUGGAGGCCCUUCACAAGAUCCAGGCUGAUUUCGUGGGGAGUAUGGCUCAUCAGACUUGCUCACUAGGCCAAGUACAACAUGAGCUCAAGCUGUCCGGGGCCCCCAUGUUCAAUACUGCGUUCACGUAUCAGAAACGCUCAAAGAGCAAGGACGACAACGCGUCAUCUCUAGUACUAGAUGUUCUCAAGGCCGAGGACCCAAGCGAGUACAGCAUAACGAUCAAUGUCGAAGCUACUGAUGACGAUAUAAACUUAAGCUUCACAUACUGGUCCCAUGUUCUCUCUGAUACUCAAGCGAAGAGCAUUGCGAGAACUUUUGAGAAUCUCAUGACCCAGAUCAUUCAACCUGGAUUCGACGAAUGCACCGUUGCCGAUCUCGACUUCUUCAACGUCGAGGAUAGAGAGCAGGUAGCGCUAUGGAAUGGCCGUGUUCCACCACAAACGAAUAAAUGUGUUCAUGAGCUCAUUUCCGACCAAGCUGCACUGCGCCCUAAAUCUACACCCGCAGUCUGCGCGUGGAAUGCCCAAUAUACAUACACAGAGCUGGAUCUGAUCACUAAUAAAGUUGCUGCGCAUCUUGUGAAGUUAGGCGUUGGACCAGAAGUAUUCGUGCCACUCUGUUUCGAGAAGAGCGCCUACUAUCUCGUAUCUGCUCUCUCAGUCAUGAAAGCAGGAGGCGCUUUCGUACCCUUAGAUCCUGCGCACCCUGCUAGUCGUAUCAAAAGUCUUGUCGACAAUGUUGGUGGCAAGUUGAUCCUGUGUUCGGCACAGUAUCAAAGCAAGGCUGCCGAAGCGGCGAAGAUCGCUCUGGUCAUUGACGAAACAUUCGUGACUCAAGUAGAAGAAGCUAUUGUUGUUACAACUCGCCCAGCAAAGCCUGACAAUGCCGCAUAUAUCAUCUUUACAUCAGGGACCACCGGUAUGCCCAAGGGUACCGUCAUCGAACAUGGCGCGUUCUGUACCGGCGCACUUGCUCAUAGCAGAGCGAUGAACAUGACUAAUGUAUCCCGUGUACUCCAAUUCGCUAGUCACACUUUCGACGCCUCCAUCAUGGAGAUACUCAGUACUCUUCUUGUCGGAGGCUGUGUCUGUAUACCGAGUGAUCAAGAAAGAAUGAACGACCUACCAGCUGCCAUGGAAAAAAUGGAAGUGAACUGGACUCUUCUAACACCCUCUGUUGCCAACACGAUCAAGCCGGAUAGCAUUCCGUCCCUCCGUGUGCUCGUCACUGGAGGUGAAGCCAUGUCUCCAGGUCACAUUGAUCGUUGGGGCGACAGCAAAUGUCUGGUCAAUGCCUAUGGACCCUCGGAGACGUCUGUUAUUGCGACCAUCAGUAUGAAGGUUGAUCUUGAAGGAAAUAAACUCGACAACGAGCCUUCGAAUAUUGGUCAUGCUGUCGGCGGACGCUGCUGGAUUGUCGAUCCAAAGGACUAUAAUAGACUUGUACCGAUAGGAUGUGUGGGAGAGCUUGUCGUGGAAGGACGUAUCGUGGCUCGUGAAUAUCUCAACAACGCCGCAAAAACUGCGUCCGCCUUCGUGAACGAAGCCGCAUGGAUGAAAAAGCAUGGCUUUGGUGGUGCUAGCGGCAAGGGUGACCGCAUGUAUAGGACGGGUGAUCUCGUCCGCUACAACGCGAAUGGCUCCUUCAGCUUUGUCGCUCGUAAAGAUACACAGAUCAAGCUCAAUGGCCAGAGAAUCGAACUGGGUGAGAUCGAGCAUCACGUCAGGAACAAUCUGCCGGAGCACUCCCAGGCUGCAGUUGAGCUUGUUACACCUGCAGCAAAAACGGCCACCAAGGCCCUGGCCGCUUUCUACUGCUUUGAACAUGCUACAGCAAGCUCUAGUGAUGCCACAUUGUCUGCGGCUGAACAUUCCACCGUUGAUGAGAUCCUGCUUCCUAUGUUAGGACAAGCUCAAACAAUCGCCAAAUCGCUGGAAUCGGCGCUUGGGAACGCGUUGCCUUCUUACAUGAUUCCAGCUCUUUAUAUUCCAGUUAAGCGGUUACCUUUUACAACAGCGGGCAAGUUGGAUCGUCAACGAUUGCGCAACGUCGUGCAGGCUCUUCCUAAGGAGAUGGUUGCACCAUACAGAUUGGCUGCCUCAACGAGCAAGAAGGCACCAACUUCAGACAUGGAAACUAAGCUGUUGCGGCUCUGGGAGAGCGUUCUAGGGCUUGCGAAAGGCUCCGUUGGUGUUGAAGACAACUUUUUCCGCGUAGGAGGCGACUCUCUUGCUGCAAUGCGGCUUGUCUCGGCAGCGACAGCCCAAUCCAUUGCGAUCACCGUGAUCAAUAUUUUUAGAAAGCCAAAGCUUUCUGACAUGGCCAAAGUUUGUACGAUUGUCGAAGAAGAGAUCCUCGGUGAGCUACGACCUUUCUCCCUGCUGAACGGGGACGAUACGGUCGACGAAGCCGUAGACGAAUUGUCAGGUCAGUGCCGGGUGCCGAAAGACAGUAUCAGCGAUGCAUACCCGUGUAGUUCGCUCCAAGAAGGUCUUUUCACCCUUUCUAUCAAGCAACCUGGCGCAUACGUCGCAAACAACGUGUUCAAGCUUCCACGCACUCUCGACCUGGAUCGGUUCAAGGCUGCUUGGCAGAAGACUGUCGACGAAGUCGAUAUCCUUCGUACAAGGCUGGUCCAUAUGAGAUCUUCUGCAUUUGUACAGACUGUUCUUAAGUCUGACCCAAUCCGUUGGGAACAUGCGACGGAUCUCGAACUAGUCACCUCUGAGGCUCCUCGUUUACCUGCACAUAAUGGUGGCAACCUGACCAAGUAUACCAUCAUCGACAUGGAGGCAUCAAAAGAACGAUUCUUAGCAUUCAGCAUCCAUCACGCCCUCUAUGAUGGCUGGAGUCUCCCUCUGGUUUUGAAGAGGGUGGAACAGUUCUACUUCGAAGGCGAGACCAAACUUCCCAAGACUCCCUAUGCCAAAUUCAUCAAAUAUCUCACGGACAGUGAUCUUCAAAUCUCGGAAGAAUUCUGGAAGUCGAGACUCGCUGGAUCCACACCACUUUCAUUUCCACAGCCUUUGGCGUCUGCUUCAAAGAUGGAGAGCAGCACUCAGACUCUUACUCAUACCGCUCAGCUAGGGGAAGCAUUCGCAGGCAUGGGAAUAACGAUGCCCACGUUGAUUCGAGCUGCCUGGGCCAUCAUGGUAGCUGCCUACUCAGGCUCAGAUGAUGUGGUAUACGGAGAGACCAUGACUGGUAGAGACGUUCCAGUGCAAGGCAUUACAGACGUGCUUGGACCUACAUUAACGACUGUGCCGACACGUAUACAGAUUCACCGGACCAAGCCGGUCAUGAACUUUCUGGAAGAGAUCGGCCGCAUGAACACUGAUACAAUCCCUCAUCAACAUCUUGGUCUUCAACACAUUCGCCGCCUCGACUCCGACACAAGUCUUGCGUGUGACUUUCAAAACCUGCUUGUCAUACAGAUGGCCCAAGAGAGCGACGCGAAGAGCUUCUGGGAAGUUCACAACAAUGGCGUAGGUGCCAACUUCUUCACCUAUCCUCUGGUGAUCGAAGCCCGGGCCGACGACAAGCAUGUGGAGAUUGAAGCCCAUCACGACUCCCGCGUGAUAUCUGAAUGGCACGUACAACGGCUCUUAUAUCAGUUUGAGUCUGUUCUUCAGCAGCUGAACAGCGCAAUGCGCCAAAAGUCUGGAAAGGUCCAGGAUAUCCGCACGUACAGUCCUAGUGAUGUAGAACUCUUGCAGAAGUGGAACGGACACAUGCCUGAGAUUGUCCACGAGUGUAUACAUUCCAAGAUCCUCGAAACUGCCACCAGACAGCCCGAUACCCAGGCGAUUUGCUCUUGGGAUGGAGAUUUUACAUACGCACAAUUUGUCGAUUACUCUGGUCGUUUAGCACAACGGCUGACGCAGAUGGGUGUCAACAAAGAAGUCAAGGUACCUAUCUGUAUGAGCAAGUCUAAAUGGGCUGUGGUAGCCAUUAUGGGUGUUCUAAUGGCCGGCGGUGCAUAUGUUCCCCUAGAUCCUAAUCAUCCUGCUUCGCGACAUAUGGAGAUCACGUCGGAUGUCGAGGCUAGAAUACUCCUGUGCUCGCGACAGUAUCUGGCUCAUUGCAGCACUCUUGUCGACAUGGUUGUUCCAGUGGACGGAGAAACACUCAACAUGAUCCCGAAGCUCCGCACUCCAUCGGCUCUCAGUAAGCGCGUGGUACCAUCCAACGCUGCCUACGUCAUAUAUACUUCAGGUUCAACUGGCAAGCCAAAAGGCACUGUUGUAGAACAUCGUGCUUUCUGCUCCAGUUCGGAGGGGUACACCAAGGCACAAUUGAUGAAAUCUACCUCGCGGGUGUUUAACUUUGCUUCCUUCACCUUCGAUGUCAGCGCAAUGGAAAUCUUAUCAACACUCAUCCUCGGCGGGUGUGUCUGCUUACCAAGCGACGAGCAGCGGCUCAAAGAUCCAGGAUCUGCAAUAAAUUCGAUGGGUGUCUCAUGGGCGUUUUUGACCCCAUCCGUUGCUAAUGUCAUCGAACCGACCUCGGUUCCCAGCUUGGAUACCUUGGUCUGUGGUGGUGAGGCCAUGUCCAUCGAGAACGUUCUACGAUGGGAUGGUCAUGUUACCUUAGUGAAUGGGUAUGGACCGACUGAAGCUUCUGUGAUAUCAGUUGUCAACAAUGAAGUAUCGAACACCAAGGACCCUAGCACUAUCGGCCGACCUACAGGAGGUGUUGCAUGGGUUGUAGAUCCAAGCGAUCACGACCGCCUCGCGCCAGUUGGCAGUGUGGGUGAGAUGCUUUUGGAAGGACCCUUCCUUGCUCGUGAAUAUCUAAACAACGAGGAAAAGACCAGAGAAGCAUUCAUCGAGAAUCCUCGCUGGAUUGUUUCAUUCAAUACCGGACCAAUUGAGCGACAACACCGACUUUACAAGACUGGUGACCUCGUACGGUUGAACGAAAAUGGCACGCUUGUGUAUAUCGGACGGAAGGACAACCAGGUCAAGCUCAACGGUCAGCGAUUGGAACUUGGUGAGAUCGAGCACAAGAUGGACACAAAUUCGAAGAUCCAACAUUCUCUUGUGGUUCUUCCAAAGAAAGGCCCCUGUAAGAAACGUCUUGUGGGUGUCUUAUCACUGGCUGCCCUAGUGUCUGAAGGCAUAACCUCAAAUCUCUGUGCUCUCAUCGAGGGCGAGGAUAGACAGAAAGUGGCAAAGACUCAUCUGAGUCAAAUCCAGGAGACGCUGAUGGGACAACUACCGUCGUACAUGGUUCCAUCGGUCUGGGCUGUCGUGGAAAGUCUCCCGCUACUUCCUUCUGGUAAGCUCGAUCGCAGAGUGGUAACCACUUGGGUCGAGACGAUGGAUGACACAACAUAUGACAAGAUAAGCGGCAUCGACGGAAGCUCCGACUCUGGAUCUCCUGCCACCAAGCUCGGCAAACUUCUGCAAGAAAUCAUUGCGAAGGUUCUCAAUAUCCCGGAGAAACGUGUUGUACAGAAUCAGUCCUUCCUCAGUCUGGGAGGCGAUUCAAUCACGGCUAUGCAGGUAUUAGCCCGAUGCCGCAAGGAAAAGGUCACUUUGUCACUGAACGAUAUCCUCCGGAGCAAGUCCAUUUCCCAAAUGGCGCUGUGUGCUGGCACUGGAGACCAAAUCCUGGGCCAAAAGGAGGUGGUGGAUCAGCUCUUCGAUCUCUCGCCCAUCCAGAAACUUUAUAUGGAAUCCGCCAGCAGUACAGUUGGGGAGAGCAGGUUCAACCAAAGCUUUACGCUGCGCUUGACUCGGCCCGUCAAUCUACAGGCAAUACAGGACGCCAUCGAGACAAUCGUUGCGCAACAUUCCAUGCUCAGAGCACGAUUCUGUAAAACUAAAUCUGGAUGGCAGCAGAAAAUCACAUCCGACAUGAAGUCAUCAUAUCGCUUCCAGGACCAUGGCGAUUCUUCACCACAAUCUAUGGUUCAAGCAGUGGGUCGGAGCCAGUCAGGUUUAGACAUUGAGAAAGGACCACUCUUUUCUGUGGACCACUUUCAGCAAGGCUCUGAAUGCCAAGUAAUUGUCCUUGUAGGCCACCAUCUCGUUGUAGAUAUGGUGUCAUGGAGAGUCAUUCUUCAAGAUCUCGAGGAGCUCCUAGACUCGGGAUCCCUAUCUAUGGACAAGCCGAUGUCUUUCCAGGCAUGGUGUUCGAUGCAGACUGAGCAUGCUCAGAAGAACAGUGCAAAGAGUAGUAAGAAGAUUCUACCCUUCAAGGUAGUCCCAGCAGACAUGCAUUACUGGGACAUGCAGGACAAAGCCAACACGUACGGGGAUACCGACGAUGAUUCGUUCAUAAUCGACAAGGACACUACUGACAUUGCCCUUGGCGGAGCAAACAAAGCCUUGGGAACCGAGCCAAUUGAUCUUCUGCUCGCAGUCGUGGCUCACUCAUUCAGCCGAGUCUUUAAUGACAGACCUACACCCACCCUAUGGAAUGAGGGCCAUGGUCGAGAGUCGUGGGAUGCAGCGAUCGAUCUCUCAAGGACUGUUGGAUGGUUCACUACCAUUGCACCUGCACAUGUACAAGUUGGGGAAGGUUCAAACAACAUCAUCGACACUAUUAAGAGGAUGAAGGAUGCCCGACGCCAAAUACCAUCAAAUGGACGACCCUACUUUGCUCAUCGUUAUUUGACACCUGAGGGCCGAUGGCAGUUUGGCGAUCAUAUGCCGAUGGAAAUCGUCUUCAAUUAUCUCGGAAAGAUGCAACAGCUCGAAGCCAGUGACUCUCUACUCCAACAGCACGAGUAUCCGACUGGAAAGGACGAUUCCCGUGUUGUCGCUGACGUGGGUUCCAAAGCGAACCGAUUCGCACUUUUCGAAAUCUCUGCAGUUGUCAAACGGGACCAGCUUGAGUUCUCAUUCAUCUAUAACCGUCAUAUGGGUCGUCAAGACAGCAUCAAAGCCUGGAUGAAGGAGUGCCAAAAGACUGUUCGGGAGGCUGUACACAAGCUCGCAUCUUCUCGCAUCGAGCCGACUUUGAGCGACUAUCCAGUCUUGCCGAUCACGUAUGACGAAAUGCAACAAAUGGUCGAGGAGACAUUUCCAGACGCAGGCAUCAAGAGUCCCGAGGAAGUUGAAGACGUCUAUCCAUGUGCGCCUAUGCAAGAGGGUUUAUUCCUAAGCCAACUUCGAGACCCGUCAAGCUACUUGUUCUCGGCCGUCUAUGAUGUGGACCCUGUAGACCCAAGCCACAAGAUAGACGGAAAGAAGCUGCUUUCGUCGUGGCAGCCAGUGGUUGACCGACACCCAGCCCUCCGUUCUCUCUUCGUCGACAGUGUCUGCAAAGGCGGAGUCUUUGACCAGAUAGUUCUCAAGAAUGCUGACAGCUGCAUCAAGUACAUUGAGUGCGAAGAUGAUGAGGCACUUGACAAGCUGGCUGAGAUCAAACUGACCGAGACCAACUAUGCGAAGAAGCCUCGCCUGCCCCAUCAAGCAACGGUGUGUGUCAUGAAGUCGGGCAAGGUUCUAUUCAAACUGGAGGUCAAUCAUGCCGUUAUCGAUGGGGGCUCUGCCGCUGUGAUUAUCGAGGAUUUCAUUGCCUCAUACGAAGAUCGACUACCCCCUGGAGAAGGACCGCUCUACAGCGAGUACAUCAAAUAUAUCCGUGGACAGCCACCUAGCUCUGAUGUCAGCUUCUGGAAGAACUAUCUCGAGGACCUGAAGCCAUGCUACUUCCCAACCUUGAAUACCGAAUUCAGUGGGGAGAAGCAGCUGGGCUCGCUUGAGAUAGACUUUUCAAGAUACGACGAGCUGCAAGAACUUUGCUCGCGAACGAAAGUCACAUUCUCAAACGUUCUGGAAGUUGCAUGGGCUGUCGUACUACGCAAGUAUACCAAGUCUGAUGAUGUGUGCUUCGGUUACCUUACCGCCGGGCGUGACGCUCCUGUAAAGGAUAUCGAGACGUCUGUUGGAGCAUUCAUCAACAUGCUAGUUUGCCGCAUUCGCUUUUCGAGAUCUCAAACCCUGCACCAGGUCUUUGAGAAAGUUCAGAAUGAUUAUCUCGAGUCCAUUCCCUACCAACACUGCUCGCUUGCACAGAUGCAGCACGAGCUUGGGCUGGAGGGCAAGGCACUUUUCAACACCGCAAUGUCUAUUCAGAACCAUUCCAAGUCGUCUGAUUUCACCCGUGGUUCUAUCACUAUGGAGCCUUGUGCCGCACACGACCCUAGCGAGUACUCUGUAACAGUGAAUGUGGAAACAAUGAAGGGCGACGAAGGUGUGGUGUUCCGGUACUGGUCGAACACGAUAUCGCACAACCAGGCAAACGCGCUUGGAGAUGAGAUGAUCAAGGUUCUUCACGCCAUCAUUGACAACUCCCAACAGACUCUCACGGAACUGGAUGGCGUCAAAGAACCAGUCAACCAGCCAGCCCCGCCAACGGUGACAACUAUGCCUAUGCCUCAGUUCCCCAUGAACUUCAAUCUGGAGGAUACACUGCGCAAGAUUGUCACAGACACGGUGAAAGAUGUAGUCGGCCAGUUAUUGCAAAGCGGGGAAUUGAUGCGCAAGAGCCCAAGCGAUCUUCAAAAUGCAGUCCACAGUCAGGCGGCCAGAAUGCUAGAAGGGGUCUCUGUCGAUGGCACAUUAGAAGACUCGGAAGACGAAUGGGAACCGCAAUCGGGUGCAAAGUUGGAACGACGAGGACGCAAGCUCGGAAGCAUCAAAGAAAACGUUGCCGGAAUUGGGGAUAUUGCUAUGCGUCCCGACAAUCCAGCCAGCCGACGAGCGACCAGAAAUGUUGUGAGGCACAAACUCCUCACUCUGUGGGCAACCCUACUAGACAUGGAGGAAUUAGAAAUCGGUAACGAAGACAGCUUUUUCGGACUGGGAGGAGACUCGAUCAUCGCAAUGAAAAUGGUGGGGCUUGCCAGAGAAGCAGGACUGGCGAUGACAGUGGCAGACAUCUUCCGGUUUCCCACAUUCGGUGAGAUGGCUUCAGUCGUCAAGAUCGCGGCCAAGGGACGGGUAAGGAGAGGCAGCACUGCGAUUGAUCCGGAACAGGCCAAACGAGAGGCAGCCAUACAAGUUCCAUACUCACAUUUCGGAUUGCUCAAAGCAGACGAUGUCGACGCGUUCUUACAGCUCGUUGUCACGAAGGAGGUUGGUGUCUUCCGGGGUGGUAUCCUGGACGUCUUUCCCGUCACCGAUUUCCAGGCUCUGGCCGUCACGGGCGCUCUACUAAAGUCCAAAUGGAUGCUCAACUACUUUUUCCUCGAUGGCACCGGACCUCUUGAUGUUGCCAAGCUCAAGCAAAGCGCCCAUAGGCUGGUGCAGAACUUUGACAUCCUCCGGACCGUUUUCAUCGCCCAUCAAGACCAGUUCCUACAGGUAGUGCUCCGCAAAUCUCAGCCGGAGUUCGUGGUUGAGGAUACAGACAUGGACCUCGAUGAGUUCACGGAGCAUCUUCACAACACUGACCUGAGGACGGGAUCCCGGAAGGGCAAGUCGUACGUCAAGUUCCUCGUAGCCAGACAGAUGGGCACGGAUCGCCACAGAAUCUUCAUCAGACUCUCGCACGCACAGUAUGACGGUGUGUGCUUCUCGACAAUACUACAAGCUCUUCGCGCAGGCUAUGAUGAUGGAGAUCUCCCUUACACAAUACCGUUCUCUAACUACGUCUGGUCAUCGGCGGGUGAUGUUACCAAGGGACACUACGACUACUGGCGAGACCUGCUAUCCGGAUCGAGGAUGACCGACAUUGUCCAUCGCGAUGGACCGAACUACGUCCCGGCAUCUGGUGGAUGCACUAUAGUUAAAGAAAAGAUCAAGGUACCAAAUGUUACGGGACAUAACAUUACGAUGGCGACUAUUGUCAAAGCAGCAUGGUCUCUUGCCCUUGGAAUCUUCUCGGCGAAAUCCGACGUCGUGUUCGGACAUGUCAUUAGCGGACGGAACAGCUCGUUGCCCGGUAUCGAGCACAUUAUGGGGCCUUGUUUGAACAUGGUACCUGUACGUGUGCAGUUCAUGCCAGGCUGGACUGCCAUUGACCUGCUUCGCUCCAUCCAGGAGCAGCAAAUCGCCAACAUGCCAUACGAAAGCCUCGGCUUCCGCGAAAUCACCAAGCACUGCACCGACUGGCCGGACUGGACCUACUUCAGCACCAUCGUCCAGCACCAAAACAUCGACACCAGCCAGCAAUUCGAGCUCGGCGGCAACCAGUACAACGUCGGCGCCAAAACCGCCGACCAAGACUUUGCCGACCUCUCCCUGCUCUCCACCCCACUCCCGGACUCCCACCUCGAGCUGCAGCUGUCCGUGUCGGCGGCCGUGUCGGAAAUCUCCCCGUCCUUUGCCGCAAACAUCAUGCGCCUCCUCGCUGACACCGUCCUCAGCCUCGCCAAGAACCCGCACAAACCCCUCCCCGACCCGGCCCAUCUCAUCGGCCUGAUGCCCCAAACCCUCGACGACUCAGACGCCUCGGCCGCCCGCCGCGCGACCCGGCCGGCCCCGUCCACGAGCGCCGACUUCCAGAGCAUGUCCAAGGACGACUUCCGCAACCUGCACGACACGCUCAGCCGCGCGUGGCGCGAGGUCCUGCGCGACAGCAACGGCAACCCGCCUGCGCUCCGCUUCGACAGCUCGUUUUACGAUCUCGGCGGCGACAUUAUGAGCACGGCGCAGCUGGCCAGCUUGCUCGAGCAGGCCGGCUUCAAGGUGCGGGUUGAUGAUCUGCUCGAGUAUCCCGUCAUGCUGGAGCAGCUUGCCCUGCUGGCUGUCAGUGAGCGGCAGCGCAAGAAGAUGGAGGAGGCGCGCAAGACGGCUGGCGUCAAGGUGCUGGUUGAUGAGCGCAAGGGCAGCAGUGAGGAGGAGAAGCGCGGGAACCGGCGCAAGACGUUUUGGUCGAAGCUGGUCAAGGGGAAAUGAGUGACUGGGCUUUGAAGAUGGGUGGUGACACGUCCACGCGAUCUUGAUGAAAUUGUUGUUUUUAUGUUGUUUUUUGUUCUGCGAGGAUUAUUGGUUUGAUGAGAAUGAUGAUGAAAAUAUGGGAUUGAUGGAGUUUUUUGUUUGGGAAAGUCCUACAUGCAUGCCUGCGAAUUGUUUUUUGUUUUGUUGUUUUCAUUUAUGAUGAAUUCUCGCGCGCAUGGGGGAAAAUGGGGAACAAUAAUUGCAUACAUGGUAUUAUUGGUUGGCGUUUGUUGAGAAUUUGAAAUAAUAGCGCGCUGGACGACGCAUUUGCUUUUGUAUUUGUUGGCUUUUCCCGCGAUAAUAAUCAAUGCAGUCUCGUUUAUUCAACCAUCUUCAAUUCAUUCAUACUUGCACAUCUAAAUAUCGUGACUUGUGACAUGACUUUUACUUGG